Messenger RNA from Odontomachus brunneus, 4638 nucleotides. RefSeq names its product protein Skeletor, isoforms B/C (gene Skeletor). The transcript has 13 exons. Lineage: Eukaryota; Metazoa; Arthropoda; Insecta; Hymenoptera; Formicidae. Bases 133 to 4122 code for a protein of 1329 amino acids. The record is from RefSeq and is a predicted model, not a curated record.
CUUUCCCAUGAGAGAAAGAUAGAAAGGAACGGGAACGGUGAAGCAAGGCGAGCCGGUGAUCACGUAGUGGGAUCAACAAAGUUACCUGGAUCGACAACAGAUACUUUUCUCGGCAGUAACCACCAAGACACCAUGACGACACGACCAUUCGCAUCGUCCCCAACGCGACCGUCGGCUAUCGGUCUAAUCGUCGUAUUUCUCCUUAUCGUGGCAGCACAAAUAUGUAGCGGAGCGUAUUAUGGCAAGCUGAUCGGCAAGCUGUCUGAACUUCAUCAUGGCGUUAGUGGCGAAGUCUAUGCUGUUGAUGCAAGGACAUUGUUCAUCAAGGACUUCACCUACGAUGGUGAAGGUCCAGCUGCUUUCUUUUAUGCCGGAACUAGUAAGAGUCCAAACAGCAAUGGAUUCCGGGUGCGAGACGAACGAGGAACCACGAACGUCCUCAAGCGCUACCGCAAGAAGGACAUCACACUGACCUUACCGGACGGCAAGACCUUGAACAACAUCAAAUGGUUUUCGGUUUGGUGCGACGAAUUCUCGGUAAACUUCGGUGAUGUCAAAAUACCACGAGGCUUUGAUUACCCAAAACCGCAAAAAUUAAAAGCUUUAAACGGUGUGCACAGUGUCAGUUCUGAGCCCAUUGUCAUCGUAGAUGCUCAGACCCUUUUGAUACCCAGUUUUAGCUACGACGGAGAAGCCCCUGAUGCCAAGUUCUGGGUGGGUGCUAGUCCGACGCCUACCUCGCAAGGUAUUCGAGUGCCCGAUGAGAAUGGGAAAGAGCAGCCGUUACGUCGUUACGAUCGCAAAACGAUCGUCUUGACAUUACCAGGUGACUUAACCGUGCAUCAGCUCGGCCAUUUCGGCGUAUGGUGCGAAGCCUUUGCAGUGGACUUCGGCCAUGUACAGAUUCCGCAACAUAUGAAUGUGCCGCCUUCUCUUAAAAUGCUGGGAGUUUCGCCGCAGUCGAAACUUAACUGCGAAGUUCUCGAGGACAGCUUAGCUUUUGAGGUGCGAUGGGCAGUGGCCGGAGAUAGCAUAGUUGUACAACUCGUAGGAAAACUUGACGCCGGGCAGUACAUGUCCUUUGGAUUAUCCGCAAACAAGGAGAAGAGUAUGAUGGUCGGCGGCGAUGUCACUGUAGCUUGGGUUGACAAGGAAACAUUACAAGGAUACGCCAUCGAUUAUUUCUUUGACGGGAAAUCUCAGUGUUCAGGACAUCAUGGUAGCUGUCCGGAUACGCGUAUUCAGGUGAACACAGAUUCAGUGCAAUUGCUGAACGCUGCGCUGGUGAAUGGCUACAGCAUUGUCACGUACCAGAGACCAUUGAAAGCGAGUGACGAAUUGGACCUCCCGAUCUUGACGAAUGGAUCGCAAGCGAUAAUUUGGGCCAUCGGGCCGCUAAACGAGAGGCAGGAGGUCAGUUACCAUCAUACUGCCUAUUUGAAGACCAAUCGAUUCAUCGAAUUUGGUAGACCGCCCGCGUGGAAUUGCCCCAUGCCUGAUCCAGAGCAAGCUCUGUCUUAUGGUGACGCUAAUGAAACAGCAGGUAACAAUCAACAGCAAUUAGUUGUUACUACAAGAAGACCGCAACGUGUGCCCGCGACUCCUGCACCAGCACCUACGAACGAUGCUUGGGAGAUACCACCGAUUCAGUGUUACGAGCCUGAAGAUGGUAUUUUUUACGCACAAAUGGGACCCACCGGAGGAAAACACGGUUACCCAGCCAUUACCGGUCACGUCGGCUGGGGAAUCUCUUGGUACAUUAACGGAUUGCUGAUACCCGAGAUUAAUGUAGUGCGAGGCAAGAAAUAUACUUUCGUCGUAGAAGGUGGUUUAGAUCCUGACACACCUGCGCGUUAUCAUCCGUUCUAUAUCACGGACGAUCCUGUGGGCGGUUACCAACAUAAAACACCCGAGGAGAAAGCGAAAGUGAAGAUAUUUGCCGGUGUACGUCGACAACGCGGCACAAUUCGACCUAUAGGAGUAGGACGUCUUUGUAACUGGGUGCCGGAUCAAAAUCAACCGCCCGCGGACGAGUUCGCAUCUUUUGGAGCGUAUCAGCGCACCUUGGUCCUCGAAUGCGAUCAUGGCGAGCCUGGUAUCGUGGAAUGGAUACCGGACGAAGAUACACCUGACACAGUGUACUAUCAGUGUUUCACGCAUCGUUAUUUAGGCUGGAAAAUUAACGUUCACGAUAGCUGUGACGUCGGCGAGGCGUCGGCAGCCAGCGAGAAGCACGAGGUGUACGCGGUGCCGAAUGAUCAGGAGCUAGCGAAGGACCAGGAUCUAGAGUACGGCGCCAGCAUAGCCGUAGCGAGCAAGGUAACGCCAACGGCGGAGUUCCUUCAUCAACAGCAUGUUCAUCAUUCUCACCGCGAUUACGGUCAUCGUUACGCCCAUCAUUCGACGACUAACCCCGCCAGCAAGCUAAGCGCCUCACACCAUCCGCAACUACUAACGAACAAUAACAAUUACGAUCGCUUGCAAUCAUCAUCGUCCGAGAUCACAUACGGUGGUGGCGCGGCUAACGCAAUCGCGCCUCAUCCCUCAUAUGAGGCACGUCUGAAGGACGCGCAUCACGCUGACGGGGAGACUCUCCAGCAGCAACGACUGGUGGCAACAAGCGCUCAUGAACAAUCAUCAUCCCUUCACACCGGUCAUCCGCGACUCACGGAGCUCACGCGGGAAACCCAGCAACAGACCACUAACCAGGAAUUGUCUAACCUCGUUGCAGAUCACCAACGACCAUUAAGUCAAGGGUCAAAGUUGCCUUACGCGGCCAGCGUGCAGCAGUACACCCGAGCGCCGCAUCAUUACGCGAGCAAUUACCAUCACUACGUGCGCCAUCAGCUUCCGCCUCAUCGUUAUCAUCAUCAGCCCGAACAAAGGACCCAACUGAUGAUCAUCCGGCGCCCGGUACUAACGCGUCGUCCGAUGUUGCAGACGCUACAGACCACCGGCGUCAUAUCAACGGGCACGUUGUCAGUGCCGUUAUCGUUGCCGUUGCCGUUGCCGGCGCGGCCGAUCUUGAUCGAGCGGAAGAAGUCUGUUUACCGAUUGCCCGUCGCCGGCGGCCCGUUUACGCUGAAAACGACGCCCGACAACAAGGCGGCGCCGCCGUCCGGCACGGCCGGUAUUCCGCUCGAGAAGCUCACCAAAAUUGACACGAAGCAACGCCCGAAACUCGAGGCGAAGGUAUCGGAGAUAAUGCCCGUGGAUGUAUCUAACAAUCUCAUGGGCCCCGCGAGGCUCCUCAAGCCGGCACGUAACACCGGUUUCGAUCCCGAAUCCAUCGUCAUCGAGGGCGGCUUCAAGCCGAUCAUUCGGAACACCGUCGACAGAGCCGAUAUCGUGCAAAAAAGAGUCUCGAGUGCGACGCCUUGGCAGGAGGAAGUGUUCAGAAAGAGUUCGGACUAUCGAACGAUCGACGAGUUCUCACCUGUCUUCGUGCCGUCGCUACCAGUGACGACGUCUCUGAUUGAUAACGGCAGAAAGCGAAAGAAAAAGACGUCUCCUGUGCGCUUCUCAACGCGGUUUGACGACCUCGACGACAUGGAGAUGGCAGCGGACCGAUUGGACGCUUAUUAUCUGCCACCAGUCACAAGCGCAAGAUCGGAAGAGUUGUCGUCGCCGUCCUCCGGCGUCCUCAUCACUUACGACGGUAAGAAACUGAAGGACUCCACCGGCUUGGCCAGAUCCAUCUCCGACAUCGAGCAUCGUAACAAGGGCAAACUGACGUCGGCGCUUCUCAGCAGGACGCCGCAAUUCGGCAAGUUUCAGGGUGAGCUGCCGCCGCUGAUUCCCGGGGAGGUUCGCGUCAACAGCUCUUUGUACGAGAGAAAAACUCCUCGUUUGUCGGCCAUCGACUUCUCGCUGCCUUCUGGUCUUUUUUCAAAGGCGAACACACGCCUAACGCUGGUGGAAAGAUCGAAGAGAUCUCCGCUCGAGAGUCGCACCAUGUCCAGCGUGGACUUCCAACGGGACGACCCGGACGAUCAAGGACCCGGUGAGAACCGCGAACGUCGAGAACCCGAUCGGGUCAGAGCGAUCAGCGGCGGAGAGACGCACUUUAGCAAUCUCGGGUGUACCGUUUUGAUCUUGGUCACGACGUACUUCGCGAUUUGAGGCUGAAGCGACCGAUCGUCCAUCUCCAAUGAAAGUACAUCGUAUUGUCGACGCAGUGUCGACGUCGAAAGCGCUCUCGCGAGACGUUGAUCGUCCGAGUACGCGUGGCUCACGUGGCUCAUUAGCGAGGUAGAAUCGCAUCUGGAAAUUAUUGGACAAUAUACUCCAACUGCGUUAACACGGGGAGAAGGAAUUUUACUAACCACGAGACAUCGGUUUCCUAUACGUAGUACAAUCUGCCUAUCAAGCUCGCGUCUGGUAUCUCCACUUUCGAUCCACUUUCUCGAUCGUGCUCUUCGCGCGAUCGUCACCAGACGAGAUAAAUACAGACGAGUUUUAGACACGGACCCGUAUAAUAUAAAAGUACAAAAGACAACUUAAAUAUCCUUGCAACGUCUUUUGGAUUUAUUAUAACUGGCGCUGGAGGCGCAACAGCAACAGGUACUUGUUGAGUUUUGCUGGCAUAUUUGUAAAUAGGAUAAAAUAAUUUGUUAAUAAAGGUAAUCAUGAUAUAUA